GUGGAAAGACCUCAACUAAUCCCAGGGCUGAAUACCUGAGAUAUCACUCGGGGCGAAAGCUUUUACUGCUUUUUAGCUUCGCCUAUAGGACAUAAGUCAAAAUAGAUGUUCACGGGCAUAUUAAAGAUGCACACACUCCAACUGCUGUUGGUAGCGUUUCAUGUAGUUCAUAUUUUGCGCCUCGUCCACAGUUUCUGCGUCCUUCGAGCUCGUUUGCCCACAGCUCCGAGGAUAAAAUCUAGAGAAUUAACCACUGCGCAGUACCAUUAAAG
Aspergillus pseudotamarii is the source of this 272-nucleotide messenger RNA. RefSeq lists its product as uncharacterized. The transcript has a single exon. Bases 106 to 270 code for a protein of 54 amino acids. The record is from RefSeq and is a predicted model, not a curated record. NCBI's taxonomy places the organism in Eukaryota, Fungi, Ascomycota, Eurotiomycetes, Eurotiales, Aspergillaceae.